CAGAAAAGAAAUGGUUAUACGACAAUGUUUGAUAAAACUUACCCCCUCUUUUCAUUUGUCAAAUGAAUUCAAUACUUGUUAAUGUGAAUCAAAACUGUGUUGACAAACUCUUUUUCCCCUUUAAAUAGUGCUAUAUAUGCUUAUCUAUUCUGACCGACAUGGUGCAGAACAAGUGGUAGAUGUUCAAGUCUAUUAACCAUUUUGUCGAGGGUUUGAUCCCUUGACGGGAUGUGUAGGAAAACAUGUGUUAGGAGAGGUCAACCCUUUAACUGGGUCUCGGUUACCUCGAGGGAUUAGUUCCGUAGUUGCACGUAGGGAUGUCUUUGUUUUACAAAAAGAAUAGUCUCAAUUGUUGUGAAUUUGUGAUACUUUGAACUGAUCUUAUUCUCCCAUGUCUACUAAUAAACUUGGUCAAGCACUUGUUCAACUAGUAUAAGUCCAAUCUAAUCACACUCACAACAUGCAAAAGCAAUAUAGCUUAGCUCCAUAGUACUAUUUAGCAUUCGAUGUCCUAAUGUAACUUGAUGCUUGAUGAAACAUUUAACAAACAUGAGGCAUGUUCCAAAAUGAUUUUGUAGGGGAUCAAUUUUUGAAAAUUAUACAAUUUAGAGAUUCAUGUGUAUUCUUUCCACUUCAAUUGUUGUCUCAUACAUGAGUAUUCUUUUCUUGCAGUCCAAAUGCCACACAUGAUUUUUACUGGUCUUGAAGAUUACAAGGCUAGAGGAACACAAGCAUCUCCUUACAUUACUGUGUCCUUUUACACAGAAUUUGCAGAGAGCAAGGACUUGGUACUGAUCCGUGGGGAUGUUGUAUUUACCAGCAAGCUGACAGACUCAGAGGCGAAAUGGCUUUUGGAAACUGCUCAGUCUUUUCAUUUGAAUGAUGCGAGGUACAAACUGGUUGAGAGGUUCAAUAAAGAUACGCCUGAUUUUGAGUUCAAGGAUGUCUUGCAAUCAUUGGACGUGCCUAUUUUAUAACCAUUUUCAAUUGAACAACAACUCAACUAGUUUAUACCAUGGUCAUUUGGGAGAGGGAUUUUCAUAUAUUGUUUAUACCAUGGUCAUGGGACAAGAAGGGUAGUCUUGGACUGAACUUUCUAUUAUAGCCUUAGAACAAAUCUUUGUUUUCCUUUUUUGCUGAACAUUCCUUUUCUACUUUCAAUAAAGAGAUCUUCGAUUGAAAUUUUGCCUGAAUGUGUUCAUUUGUAGUGUAUUAUGUACUGUAACAAUGAGUUUAUUUGGAUAAAUAAUU
Molecule: messenger RNA, 1251 nt
Organism: Cicer arietinum (chickpea)
Lineage: Eukaryota; Viridiplantae; Streptophyta; Magnoliopsida; Fabales; Fabaceae
Source: RefSeq, a predicted model, not a curated record